This is a messenger RNA of Tribolium castaneum (red flour beetle), 4009 nucleotides long. RefSeq lists its product as hypothetical. The transcript is spliced from 4 exons. Bases 2713 to 3117 code for a protein of 134 amino acids. The record is from RefSeq and is a predicted model, not a curated record. NCBI's taxonomy places the organism in Eukaryota, Metazoa, Arthropoda, Insecta, Coleoptera, Tenebrionidae.
AAAUCAACACUUCAUUCAGAAACGAAUUUGUUGAUUAAAAUCAAUAAUUAAUCAUUCAGCCAAAUAAAACAACAAUACAGAAGGCUAAAUCCCCAUUUUCAUCCGACUUCCAUCUAGAAUUUUGUUGAUACAUCAGAGGAAUGAUUUGCGUUAUACACCAAACCUGCUUAUUCAAAAUUCCUCCUCUAUUCCAAUGAUUAUCUCUUUGACCAAUUUGUUCAAAUUUACAGUAAACAUUUAUUGGAUACAAGAAAUUCGACGUCUUCUAAAAGGAUUCAGUUCAAGGACGAUCGCUUUAAAAAACCACUGGACCGUUAAAAAGAAUCGACGACAGUUUUCUGGUUUGCACGAAAUUUUCGACGUAAUAAAAGUCGUUACUGUCUUAUUAAAGACUUUGUAUCGAUUGUCGUUUAAUUCCUCUUUGUUUCGGCCGUUUCAAAUCACUCUCUAUAUUGAAGCGAUUUAAUGGGGACAACGGCCCAAAGUAAAAUUUUAAAGAAAAGUGGAUAAUUGACGUCGGCACAGUGCAUUCAGUGUGUAUCGUCGUUCCUUUUGCGGAGAUAUUUGAUUUUGAAACAAAACUGUGAAGACACAUGUCUAAUUAGUGAUGGCAAAACCUCUUCAUGUUUGUCUUAGUGUUUGUUUAGAACCAACUGCAAAGUACAUUUAAAAGCUUUUUGCCUAAAAACAAUGAUAAUGGGUAGAAGUUCCAGGUACAUGCAAGUGCACAAACACGAAAUAAUUUCGUUUUGGCCGAAUAACAUUUCUCGACUGCAUUUCACAAUCAGAAGCAACGUUAAGUAAAUUGACCCAAUUAGGACGGAAAAAAUGAGAGCGAAGUUGCAUUAAAUCACGAAUAAUAUUAAUAAUUAGUAUAGCAAAACGUGCUCAUUUUGUUGUUGUCACAACGCGAUAGACAAAUGUUUUGACAAAAUGUUUGCUGAUUGAAUUAUGGCGAAACAAGUAAAAAUGAUAUGAAGUUUUGCGUUGUUGUAAACGAGUUAUUUAGCGGCAGAUUGCCUAAAUGGCGAAUGCAAUCAAAAUUACUUCAUUCGAGACUAUGGAAACGUUUAGCAACAAUUAACCACCCAAUUGAAAUUUGUUUUGGCAGUGCUGAGUUAAUUCAUUUAAGUGUCUCUGGUUCAUAACUGCACUGCUGCAACUAACUGGCAGAAUUAUUUUCAAACCGGUAAGAUAUUUGUUAAAAUGUCACCGAAUGAACGAUUAUAUUACGGACAUAGAUCGGUCAGCUAUUAUCACCUGUUCGACUCCGCAUGGCGCCUUUUCAGCCCACACAGUCUUUCUCUCGCAAGCUAUUUUACAACUGCUCUCACAUUUAACUUUUCAUAAUUGGAUGUUAUAAGCGACUUAACAUUCCUAAUUAAGAUACGAGAGAAAUUCCCACUAUGCAAAAAUCCGGAAAUGCUGAGUUUUUCUAGCACACGGCAUUAUUUACGACCGAAUCGCUGGACUAGUCCGAGGGCCCAGCGGGGGCCUCUCCAAGGCUCUUGCACCGACCUUUUUCGGCCAUUAAUUAUCCAUUUGAUGAAAGGUUUAAUCGACUUUCGUUUCCAAUCGCCGAAAAAAUAAAUCACGAUAUUAGUUGUUUUGCAAAUGCAAAUCUUAAACAAAUCCAAGGGCGAAAAAGCUCCAAAUUCGGAUGUUUGAUGUGGUUUGAACGGGUUAAUGUUGUUUCACUUGUUGGCUUGACUUUGUUUUAUGGGUGACAAAAAGUGAAACGUGGAUGUGUCUGGGUUUCCAAUGUUUGAGUUGGUUCGUAGUUGUCAACCCUUUUUCCGGUUUGAUAAAUUUUCAUCAAAGUGAAAAUUUCGGUGUAAAGGUGGUGUAAAGGUGCGAGAACAUUGUAGGGCUGAAUUGUUACCCCACAUGUACAACUGUAAAUCAGCUAGUCUAUCUAUUUGUAGACAGUCCAGGGUAACGUUAAGUGACUAAUGGUGUCACAAGUUCCUUUAAUUAAUUCACCACACCGCUGUUGAUAACGUAGAUAAGACCUCCCUUGUCACACUGACAAACCCUAGAGCUUGACACUGUAGUAAUUAUAGGACGAUCCACAGAAUGCCUCCAUUAUUUCUUUAUCUUGAUUUACCUACGAAAAUCAACUUCCUAAAUUAAACCGAGACAUUUGCCAUCGACGUGUCCAAUAUCCCGCCCAUUAAUCAACAAUUUGACACCCCAUUUCGCUCACAACCUCCACCGCGACCCUUUUUAUUUAUUCUUUUAACUACACGUAAGAAAAAAGCGUUCCAGACUUCCCCUAGAUAGGGCAAAUAUUCUCGUUAUUCCUUGUUAUCAAAACACCUCUGUCACAAUUUUUCCCGAUCUGUCUUGUCAGAUUUGCAUUGAUGGGAGCGAUGUCAACGAUUUACAAUAGCCGAUUUUCCCCUCGUUUGCCAACAAAAUUUAACUUAAUCCAAUAAAUUGUAACAAUAAGUAAAUCACCUGCUAACACCACUUUCAAAUGAAAUAUUUUGUGUUUGUGUGGAUAAUAUUCCACGGUGAAAGGAAAUAUGUACUCAUUGUGCUUUUAUAUGCUUUUAAUAUAAUGCCAAUUCAGAUUAAAUAGUUAAUAACAUGCGAUGUCGUACUAGCAUUGCAUGACUUUCCACUUAAUGAAAAUAAUACCAAUUAUGAAUUUCCGAGUAACAGUUUUAUUAUUACUCUUUUAUUGGCUUGUGAUUGACCACAUCCAACAUGUUAGUUUUGGUUGGCCUGUGCCUGUUGUUAAUUUCCCACGGCAGCGCUACAAUUGCAGAGUCGUGUCAGUGUUCGGGCCUGACUUGCAUUUGCUGCGGCUCAAUCCCAGCGAUUCAGAACAAUGCUUGUUUGGAGGCGGUCUACGAUCCGCAUAAUUUGGAACUGGAUUUGAAUUUCCUCGCAAACGGCGAGUCGGUGUAUAAGACCAAAAUAAACUCGGGGAAUUUUCCGAUCUGUGCGCCCGUUUUUCCUCCGGCAUGUUGGGCUUUCAAUCGCAUACAUAUAGAUAAAGACAAUGCCCAAGUCUGUUCCGAAGUUAGGAUUGGACCAGUGCCCAUUCUGAAAGUGCCCUGUCUCGCAUACGCCGGAGGCAAUCUCAUUGCAAGUCCCAACAUAUACUGAUUUUUUCCGACUGAACUAAUGAACAUUGUGCAACAAAACGAUACUACUAUUCUAAUCCACCACACUUAUCACGGACAAAAGCCGGGCAAAAAUUAUCUCCCUUGUUUUGCAACGCGGAUUUAUAAAGAUUAUUCCAUUAUUUUAACAAUGACGGAUUUGACUACGCCAAAUUAAUUUUAACAAAAACAGGACAAUUAAAAACCUUGCACACAUGUGAAUGCAAGCUUGCACGCACAACUCGGCCUAUUUUUAAGUUUGACUGGCAUUUGCUGCGACCAUGGCCACAAACGAUAAUUCACCGAACGACGAGCAAUUUGGAAAAAGUGAAAAUACGGUAGAUACAAGCUCAAAUGCUUAUAUUCCAAGAUAAAAGCUCGCUGUUUCAUUAUUCCGUGCGUUCUAUUGAAACGAAACGAGUUGAAAUAUCAGUUUGUUCUACAUAAAGACAUAAAUUAUAAAUGUUACUUUGCUACAUUAUUUCCUUGCUGAUGUAAACAUUGUUUUAAAAAAUCGAUUAAUGUUCAUGUUUUCGAGAAGAUCGUAACUAUUCAGCUAAAUACGGACAAAAUUCCUGUAAUUCCUCUUAAUCUAGCUUUGUUUGCUUAUAGAAAAUAUGCAUUUGUUUGCACGAUCCAGAUAGGCUUGAGAUAACAUCAAGUACCUAUUCUUUUUUCGGCAUCUUUUGAAUGAAAUUCUAUUUUAGGAGGCUUCCGUGUUAGGGAAAUUUCCGAUAUUCCAAUUUAUAAAUAAAUAAUCAAAAAUAUAAAACGCAUUUUAUUUAAUUGCACUCCUGUUACAGCAAAAUAAACAAUAAAUUCCAUUGUUUUACACAUACAAAAAUAUUUCACUUUUGUGUCGUCAUAAUUACAAAACAUAUUUAUGGCAAAAUAAA